AUGGAUUUCAACAAGAUCAUCGACACUGUUGGAUCGGCUGUCAAUGCCAACAAGGAACAGCUCAAGCCGAUUGUUGGUAUUGCAGCAGCAACCAGCGUCGCACUCUAUACAGCCUAUGCUUUGCGUAAAUCGAAAUCUUCUGUUCCUAAUGGCUUGAAGGAAGUGCCCACGGUACCUGAAGGCUCGGUCCCCUACUUUGGACAUUUGCUUGCCAUGGGAGAGUUACCUGCUCUUAAAAUAACCGAAUGGCAUAAGAAAUAUGGUCCGAUCAUUCGUGUUAAUUUUGGUGUUCAGUCCUGGGUGAUGAUUAGCGAUCCUUAUAUUGCCCAUGAACUUUUCAGCACCAAAGGCAGUGUCACUUCAGGCCGCCCUUGGCAGUUGUACAGCCAUCAAUAUUAUGCACCAGGCCAACGAGGUGUGGCAUUCCCUAAUCCAGGCAAACGUUGGAAAAAGACAAGAACAGCUGCUUUGGAAGUGCUUGCCCCUAAGAAUGUUGAACGUUUAAGCGAUGUCAUGACCCAGGAAGCUGACUACAUCGUCAAGUACUUGUUGAGUGCCUCGUUAGCCAAUGGCAGCGUUGACUUGGUGAAGCCUCUUCAAUUUUCAUCCAUGAAUGUGAUUAUGCAAGCUAGCUUGGGUAUGCGAGCUGAAUCACCAAGAGACCCGCUUUUCCGUGAUAUGAUUCAUGUCAUUGAUCGUGGCAUGAAAUUCGCUGGUCCCGCUGAAGAUAUGAGCUCCUUCCUUCCAAUUCUUUCGGUGAUGGAUGUUCUCUAUCGCAAAAAGAGCCGGUUGAACAACUAUAUCGAAAAGGAACGUACCCCACUUUUGAAGCGACUUAUCAAAGAAUCCCUUGACAGCGGCAAAGAAUGCUUGGCCAAAUGGUUGUAUGAAUACAAAGACGACGAGGAUAUCGAUGAUUACACCAUCUUGGUUACGUUGAAUGACAUUAUUGGCGGUGGUGCUGAUACAACCGCCGUGACGUUGGCUUGGUUCAUGUCGAUCCUUUGCCAUCAUCCCGAUGUGCAAGAGCGACUUCGUGCUGAGAUUGAUGCCUUCAUUUCGACACACAAGCGAUACCCCACAUUUUCCGAACGUGACAACUUCCCGUACCUCAUCUCUGUACAAAAAGAAUGUAUCCGUUUCCGACCCACCACUCACUUUGGCGUCCUUCAUCAAGCCACUGAUGAUGUGGAGACUCGCGGCUACUACAUUCCUAAGGGCACCGUGAUGGCCAGCAAUAUGUAUGCCAUGCAUCAAAACCCUGAUGCUUUCUCUGAUCCCGAAAAGUUUAUCCCUGAGCGUUUCAUGAAUAAUAUCAAGACCAUGUCGUCUUCUGCCAACUCUGGUAUUGAUAACCGUGAUCAGUACAACUUUGGAUGGGGAAGACGUAUUUGCCCAGGCAUUUAUUUGGCCGAAUCCGAAAUGUUUUAUGUGUUGACACGCUUGUUUGCCAAGGCUGUCAUCAAGCCCAAAUUGGAUGACCAAGGCAAGCCUUUGUAUCCCACACUCGAAGGUGCUCGAGACGCUGGUCUUGUCAUGCAGCCUCCCAUGUGUGAUAUUCGUCUCGUGGAAAGAACCGAUGCCAUCCCUAUCUAA
Lichtheimia ornata is the source of this 1596-nucleotide messenger RNA. RefSeq lists its product as uncharacterized. The record is from RefSeq and is a predicted model, not a curated record. The coding region runs from base 1 to 1596 and encodes 531 amino acids. The transcript is spliced from 9 exons. Gene Ontology annotation, molecular function: oxidoreductase activity, acting on paired donors, with incorporation or reduction of molecular oxygen; iron ion binding; heme binding. NCBI's taxonomy places the organism in Eukaryota, Fungi, Mucoromycota, Mucoromycetes, Mucorales, Lichtheimiaceae.